AUGAUUCUUCCCUUCUCUUGAAGUCUCCCCAAGGACCUCUACAUGGAGGCUGCAGAAUGGAUUCUGGCUCACACCAACGUCCGACCCCGAGUAGCGAUCAUCUGCGGUUCUGGUCUGGGAUCUCUGGCCGACACCCUACAUGAUAGAGUCAUCAUAUCGUAUAAGCAUAUCCCGCAUUUCCCCUGCAGCACCGUGCAGGGCCACGCUGGCAGGUUGGUGCUCGGAAUGCUGAAUGGGAAACCGUGUGUCUGCAUGCAGGGUCGGUUCCACAUGUAUGAGGGCCACUCCAUCUCUGCAGUGGCGUUCCCUGUGCGUGUAUUCUUUCUGCUGGGAGUGCACACGCUGAUUGUGACUAACGCAGCGGGAGGGCUGAAUGACAGCUAUUCUGUGGGGGACAUCAUGUUCAUCAAAGAUCACAUCAACCUGCCAGGAUUGGCUGGACAGAACCCAUUGCAAGGACCCAACGAUAACAGGUUCGGCGUACGCUUCCCUUGUAUGUCUGAUGGUUAUGACUGCCAUCUGCGGAGCCUGGCCAAGGACUGUGCGCGGGAGCUGGGCAUACAAAGCUACAUCCGGGAAGGUGUGUACUGCAUGGUAGGGGGCCCCUCCUAUGAGACCAUCGCUGAGGGCCGAAUGCUGCAACUGCUAGGAGCUGAUGCUGUUGGGAUGAGCACGGUUCCUGAGGUGCUGGUGGGACGUCAUUGCGGUCUUCGAAUUUUUGGUUUCUCUCUCAUCACCAAUAUGGUAGUGACAUCAUAUGACAGCUCCACUUGUGCCAACCACCAGGAAGUCCUCCAGACAUCUGAGGAGCGAGCACCUGCACUGACAGCAUUGAUCACUGCCCUGGUGGGGAGGAUUCCAGAUUGACUCCAAAUAGAAGAACGUAGAAGAUCCUCAUAGGCUGUUAGUGCUCCACCUAGUUUUAGCUCAUUAAUAUUCCUGUUUGUAACAGAUAUAUACCAUCCACCUGCACUGUAUACAAACAGGGUCCACCUGCACUGUAUAGACAGAGAACUCCACCCAACUGCCUUAUUUAAGAGAGAUCCACCAGCACUAUACACAGAGAGCUUCACAAGCACUGUAUAGAAGAGCUUCACCUUCAUCAUAUACACAGAUAGCUUUACCCACCUGCACUGCAUAAAUGAAGAGCUCUGCAUGCACUGCGUGCAUGAUAGGUAGAUGGACAAGAGGGUAUUUAGGAUCUCCCCAGGCAUCAAAGCUUAGGACUAGCCUCAGGAACAUUGGGAAACAUUGGAGAGUAGGAUGUAUAUGAAGAUCUCUCUGUAGGUCCCAAGGGGCAUGUUGGUGGAGCGUUGAACCCACUAUUAGGUUAUCAAUAGUUCAAAGUUCAGUUCCUAAAGGCAGCUGUCUAUCACCUGGGGUAUCCCUUGGGGUUCCUUGAGUACUUGGUAUAAGAAGGAUGGAGGCACCACAGAUUAGUCUAAGUCCAUUAAAAAUUUGUCUUGCUAACAGGUCAGAGCAUAUAUAUCAACACGUUUCAGGGGCUUAAGUUCCCUUCAUCAGGGCUUGAGUGCUUCAAUGAUUAGGGUAUUCUGACAACAAUUGUGUGAAACAAAGAUUCUAGUGAAAAUAAUAAUUGCUGUUCAACAGCCUGACUGUCCAGUAUACCCCAAACACUGAAGCACUCAAGCCCUGAUAAAGGGGGAGUUGAACCUCUGAAAUAUGUUAGAUAAAUCCUCUGACCUGUUGUGAAGAAAAACUUCCACUGGUUUUAGUGUAACUUGGAGCGCUCUCAUCCUUCAUAUACUGAUUCUGAUACAGCCAGUGCUGACACUGUACACAGAUUGUACGUAGUUUGUACAUUGAUUGUAUUGCAAAUUGUAUGCAGAUUGCACAUAGAUUGUACAGACCAAUGUCUGGCCUCAAACUCACCAGGAUGGAAUCCUCAUUCUCUUCUGUAGAAAAGAGCUGAAUAAAUUCUGCAAAUGAA
Molecule: messenger RNA, 1951 nt
Organism: Rana temporaria (common frog)
Lineage: Eukaryota; Metazoa; Chordata; Amphibia; Anura; Ranidae
Product: purine nucleoside phosphorylase-like
Exons: 5
Coding region: 43-867 (274 amino acids)
Biological process (GO): nucleoside metabolic process
Cellular component (GO): cytoplasm
Molecular function (GO): purine-nucleoside phosphorylase activity
Source: RefSeq, a predicted model, not a curated record